AUGGUGCAAAUCGCGGCUUACGCCAUUCCCACGAUGGUUUUGCUGAUCUCCUUGGCUAUGGUUUGCAUGGCGCAGCAUCACAAGAAGGUCACCAAGGAGAAGAACAAGCACGUGCUGCAGACGCUCUCUGGCUUGCGGGAAGCGAUCGCACAGAACUUCCAGUAUCUCCAGAUUCUCAGCAUCGUGUCCUUGUUCAAGGUGCGCUGGCCACCACUACUUUCUGAAAUCUGGGCGACUAUACGAAGCAUCACGACAGAUCUGAUCACCAUCCCAAGUCUUGGCUGCAUCUUGCCACACCCCUCGUCCUUCAACGAGAUGCUAGCGCGCUAUCUCAUCCCAGUGGUUGUGGCAGUGAUGACGCUGAUCUCCUGGCUGCUGGUGCGCUUGGUGCACAAAGGACUGCGAGUCUGCCCUUGCCGCCGUGCGCAGACCCUGCGUGCGCAGCUUAAGGUGCGUGGCAUCCAGAUAUUGGAGCUGCUGGUCCUCACAGGCUGCUUGUUUUACAGCCUCAUCGUUCGGAACGGCUUCAUCGUCUUCACGUGCUCAACCGGCCCCAAUGGUGUUUCCAGCGUGGUCAUCUAUCCCCACAUUGACUGCCCCAGCACGGGAGCAGACCUAAGCGAUUGGCUGCAGCUGCUUCCCUUCGCGCUGACGUACAACUUGAUAUUCAGCGUGGGAUUCACCCUCCUCGUGUUCUAUGCCGCUCGGCAGGUUGCGGCGCACUUGGUUCGGACCGACUUCACCGAUUCAGGUCCCUGGCACUUCGUCGCCACAGAGUUCCGCGACACCUACACCUGGUGGCUCUUCUUCAAGAUGACGAAGGAUCUGCUGAUCAAUAUCCUGGCGGCCGUGUUCACUAACCUUGGAUCCAUCCAGCUGUUGAGCACUGCCGUGUUGUCGACAAUCUACGGCUACCUGUGCGCUCAGCAUCAUCCCUAUCGGGACACCAUGAACAAUGUGCUGGAAGUCUGGUGCGCUCUGUCAGUGGCGGCCAUUUGCUUCUUCGCAUCCGGCAUGGGCUUCGCCUACGACGCAGAGGAUGAUUAUGCCGAAACGGCCCUGGAGUCGGCUGGGCUUGGGGAAGAUGGCACCUUGCGCGCCCAGAUUCUGCUUUCAUUCCAGCUGAUCUCCUUCGUGGGCGGUUUCGGCAUUACGUUUCUGCAACUGGUCGCGGAGUUGCCAGGUGCGCAGCGAUGGCUUCCGAAGAGCGUCAGGCGGCGGGAGCCAGAAGACAUAGAUGCUGCGAAGGAGCAGCUCCAAGUAGCUUUCAAGGCAGCAGACUUUUCGAAGUACGAUGCCGUGGCAGUGAUUCGGAACUUCGCUCUUCUCCAGGAGAGCCGUGCUCUGUUGCAUGCCACGGAGUGGCACAUGCAACGCACUGGGUCGCUGGCACGACUGAUGCCAGGCCGCCAUUUCAUGGCGCAGCUGAUCAAGAAGGAAAGCAACCUAUCGCGUCAGUUGGACGAAGAUAGCGACGAUGGCGAGCUGAGUGGUCCGCAAAACCAGGGCGUCGCGCUCUCCGACGAUGAGGCCAUGCCCACGCCGGAGCAGGCUGGGAACAAUGAGUCGUGCGAGUACGAGACGGUAAGAUUCUAG
Messenger RNA from Symbiodinium natans, 1596 nucleotides. The record is from the annotation of a GenBank genome assembly. Lineage: Eukaryota; Dinophyceae; Suessiales; Symbiodiniaceae.